Messenger RNA from Amoebophrya sp. A120, 1294 nucleotides. Lineage: Eukaryota; Dinophyceae; Syndiniales; Amoebophryaceae. The record is from the annotation of a GenBank genome assembly.
GUUGUCGUUUCUGCUGCACAAGCUGGUGGGGAAGCCUCCUAUCCCGGGGGCGGAGAUGCAGCGCCUGAUGACCACGUGGGACGAGGCGCACUGGCAGCCGUUGACAGCGGAGGCCAAGGGACACAAAAUGCUUGCGGCCGCUGAGGACGAAAUUGAGGCCUUGGCCGAGGAAGUUGGCGGGAUCAUCAUCCGCGGAUUGACGGACCAGUUUCUGGUCUUCUGGCAGUGGUUUGCGGACGCGGCGCUCCACCUGUUUCCGGUGGUGGGGCGGUUGGCCGCUCUGGUGCGGCCCGUGCUCCGAUUUUUCUCGGACGACUUAGUGCUCGAGUUGCUUCGUACGGGCAUCCAGUUUCUAGGCAAGCUGACCGCAGCCGAGCAGAAACUCGAGCAGGCCAAGCUCGCUGUCAGCACGGACGACCUGUCUUUCUUCCAAAAGACGAAAUCCUUUGGCACCCUCCUACUGCAAGAAGUUCGGGGUUGGGCGGUCAAGCUGUUUGCCCAACUCGACGUGAUCGAAAUUCUACGACUCUACAGAGACAAGAGGUACCGGGCCGAAAAGCGGUGGAUGCGGAAAGAUAAAUCCGAAGGCAACGGACUCAUAACGGAACUUCUUUUACCUUUUGCGGGGGUCGUGAACAUCAUAGAGGACAUUGUCGAGGAUUUUGGUGCUCAUUCAUGUUGUGAUGCCAGCCACGACUUUUCUCGCGUCAACUUGGACAAUGUUGGGCACCACAACGGCGAAGGGUUCUUUGAUCUCUCUUCUAUGUUGGAAGAGAGCACCAGCAACCCGCCCAGCAGAGACGAUGACCAAACCCUGCGCGUCGUCGCGACACAGCAGGGCGAGACGCCGCCUGAAGUAGCACGUGAGCUGCAAUUUUUACGGGUCGUAGAAGACGAGCAUGAUCAGCAGGGUCCUCGUCGAGGAGGCACAGCUCGUCUUGGAGGUUCUACUUCAUCUCCGGAAGAUCAUCCUCGUUCUUCAUCUUCAUCUUCAUCCGCCGCGGCGUCAUCAGAUCAUCAGGCAGGAGAUGGCGUCGUCAAACUUGUAUUUGCCUCAAGCAGUAAAAAAUUUUCCGCGCGCCUUUUUUUGUAUUUGAUGUCCAUCACGUUGCAGACGUAUAGCCCCCCACUAUGUUGCACACCUAAUGAACUAGCUAGCUUAUUCGCAACGCUUUUCAGUGGCUAAAGACGGAGCUAUCCGGCGCUGCUGCUCCACGGACUUGCCUCGGAGCACCCCUGCAGCCUGGAGGUGCUGCAGCAGGUCCUCUUGCAGUCCAGCCGCUAGACAAUGGGC